This is a messenger RNA of Cladophialophora psammophila CBS 110553, 930 nucleotides long. RefSeq lists its product as uncharacterized. NCBI's taxonomy places the organism in Eukaryota, Fungi, Ascomycota, Eurotiomycetes, Chaetothyriales, Herpotrichiellaceae. The record is from RefSeq and is a predicted model, not a curated record. The transcript has 2 exons. The coding region runs from base 1 to 930 and encodes 309 amino acids.
AUGCCUCUCCAUCUCCUCAGCAAGAAAUCGUGGAACGUCUACUCCCCUGUGAACAUCGAGCGUGUGAAGCGUGAUGAAGCCAAAGCCCGCCGUCAAGCCACCGAACAAGAAAAGCGCAGCCUCAAGCAGGAGGCUGGUGAUCGACUGUCUACUUUACAACAACAGAGUAAGAACCAGAGCAAAAGCCUGAAACGCAAGCUGCCGGGAGAAGAUGAUACGGAUCGCGAUAUUCGGCUUGCCCUGGAAAUUUCACCAGCGUCCACCAACAAAGAGAAGCAAGACUACGGUUCCCUCGUUGAUGCGAAUGGCCAUAUCUCCCUAAUACCUGUACCCGAGAAACGAUCUUGCGUCGAUCAAGAAGAAGCAAAAGACCCAUACACCGUCUACCUCACCGACGCCAUUGGCAAACGAGAUCGAUCGAAAGACACAUGGUAUACGUCUAUCCAGCCAGAGCGCCAAAAAUGGGGUGACGAUAACCCCCAGAAACAGGAACGAGAACUCGCACGGCUCAAUGCAAACGACCCUCUCGCGGCCAUGAAGAGAGGUGUCAAAGCUCUCAGGGAGAAUGAGAGACAGAGACAGGAGUGGAUGAGGGAGCGCGAAAGGGAUCUAGAGGAGGUCGUAGAGAUGGAUAUGCGAAAUCAGAAGUUAAUGAGCAUCAUCGGGAUCGAAAGGACGAACAUCGUCUUGGGCAUUACCAUAGGCACCAUCAUCAUCAUCGACAUAGACGACGGCAUCGAGAUCACCAAGCUAUCGAAGAUAACCAGGACCCUCACCAAAGGCAUGGACACCAUGGAGGAGACGAUACCGACAGAGCCAAGGGCAGAGAAACCGACGAAACCUGAUGGAGUCAAGACGUUUCAAUGCAGAGUUAAUACUCGACUUCUGCUACCCAAGUCCUACCGCCAGGUCUGUGUGCCGAAUGCUUAA